AUGUCCCCGAUACUAUCCAUCAUUACAGCCCUCCUCGCUACGCCUCUACUAUCCGCUCAAUCUCCUCCAAUCAGAGAAAUAUGUAAAAGCACCGACAUCAUCACAAUCCUCUCGGCAGUAACCCAACAGACGCAUGAAUGGAACAUUGCUUUGCAGUCUACCCGAAAUGGUACCAUGGAAGCACAGAUCAUUAUGUCUGGAGCAAAGCAGCAACUUAUGCUCAUUCGAUCAGCCGAACGAGAAAACUGCACUGCCCCAACAGAUAACCAGGAAAAAGUCUGCGAAGCAAUCCGCGAAUUUGCCAACUUGGAGGAGGAGACACUGUACACUGUUAAAAGCAAGAAUAGUACCGUGAUCGGGACGCCAAAGUAUAACUUUAGCUAUGUUCUACAAUAUGAUGAGGAUGCCAUAAAUAGUUAUUUGUUUCGUCUAGUUGGGACAGUACCGGAAUGCAUUGGUGAGAUUGCGCCUCAAGUCGACUCUUUGGUGGCGUCUCUGAAGGAGGCUGUAAAUGCCUAUAGUGAAUAUUGA
Molecule: messenger RNA, 531 nt
Organism: Penicillium angulare
Lineage: Eukaryota; Fungi; Ascomycota; Eurotiomycetes; Eurotiales; Aspergillaceae
Exons: 4
Coding region: 1-531 (176 amino acids)
Source: RefSeq, a predicted model, not a curated record